Molecule: messenger RNA, 5439 nt
Organism: Frieseomelitta varia
Lineage: Eukaryota; Metazoa; Arthropoda; Insecta; Hymenoptera; Apidae
Gene: rsh
Exons: 23
Coding region: 33-4727 (1564 amino acids)
Biological process (GO): regulation of small GTPase mediated signal transduction; activation of GTPase activity
Cellular component (GO): cytoplasm
Molecular function (GO): protein binding; GTPase activator activity
Source: RefSeq, a predicted model, not a curated record
AACAUAAUCGUCGGCCAGGACCUUGCCAUGAGAUGUCGUUGCAGAACCCCAGACUUCGACAUUACAGGACAAUGACGGCGAUCUGCUUCGUGUGCAAUUUGCCGAUCCUCAGCCACCAGGUUGGCCUGGUGUGGCAAGGGGGCAACGGCUGGGACGAUCUCGUGCGGGAACAAGUGGAGGAAUCCACUUUGAGGCAACGUCUCGGAACCGGUAGGCGAGACUCUGCGACGCAGAUCACGUCGAUAUCGCCGCCCAACGAGCCGCAGGAGACCUCCACGGCGAACCAGACACGCCGACGGUCCAGCUUGACCAGGUUGACGGACAUUCUGCGAGAGUGGAGCGGCGGUGGCUCGUCCGCGAAGAGCGAACGCGGAAACAAGCUGUACCGUCGCGAGACGUUGGCCGACAUCGCCAAGUCGUUGCCAUGGUCCAGGCAGACGACCACCGAUGCCAGCCACUUGGAGAGGUUGCGCAAGAGGCGCGAGAGCUCGGUGGACAGCGGGAUCAGGAGCCAGGCGUCGACGAAGUCCAGGAAGGACUCGACCAUCAGCGAGCUGAAGAACGACAUCGCCAGGCUAUGGGGCAAGAAGGAGACACCGCAGCCUCAACCGCCUCCCACCGUCAUCUCGCCCACUUAUCGAGGCUGGAGCGAGUCGAGAGGCUCCCGGCGUGGCUCCGGCGAGAGCGGAAGGACCAAGAGCCAAAGCGAGCGGAAGCACACGUGCAGUCAUCACAGGCGCAGACAGUCGCAGCAAUCGAUGGACAGCGGCAGCGGCGUGAUGCCCAUGAAAUAUUACAGGAGCGAUCAAAGACCGAGCGCGUCCAGCACCGACAGCGCGGCCAGCAACGCUGUCAGGGAACACCUGGAGACGCGCAACUCCAUGGACAAAAGCGAGCGAUCGAGCAGCAUCGAGGGCAAGAUACCAGUGACAACGAGCACCGAGUCGAAAACGUCGACGACCACAACGACGGUCCUGUCGACGACCAGCAUGAUAACGACCACGUCGACCUCGCUGACCGCCUCGAUCGUGGAGUCGAAAGCCGAGAGCAAGAACCUGACCCUGGAAUCGUCCAUCACACCACCUACAAUCGUGAUGUCGUCGGUAACACCGCCGAGCGUGUCACCGACGGUUGGUAGCAACCUCCCACUACCCGGGACCUCGACUUCCGGUAGCUCCAGCCCGGUCAGCACGCCAACGCAUCCCAUGCUUACCACCAGACGGGACUCCACCACUCAGUGUUAUCAGAAGGGGAAAGAGCCCUCGCCGAACAAAAUGUCAAGAUUGAUACGACAAUCGGCUGCCAUUGACGAGUCGAUGCCGCCGGCGCGUCGCCGCGAAAGUCAGCCGACUUUGUCGCCGGAUACUGACGAAGGAGGUCGGAGGGCACGUAGGGACUCGUUAAGCCCGGACUCCGCCUCGUAUCCACGGCGCCGCGACUCGAGGAGCCAUCUGAGCCCGGACCGGGCCGUCGAUAAAAGGGAUAUCAGUCCUAUCAGGGAGAGAUCUCAGCUGACGCGGCAGUCAAUGUCGAUGGCCGGUCGGUCGCCGCCCAGGUCGCCGGACAGCUCAUCCUGUUCCUCGAGGGACCCGAGCCCGUGCGCUCGUGCACCAGGAGGCGUAUCGCACGCCCCGAUCGCGAGAAGACAGUCGACCACCGACGAGAUAUUCAUCGCUCGUGGAUUUCGCCGACAGAGCACCAUAGAGGAGACCAUCAAGUGCCGAAAUUUUCGUCGGCAGAGCUCACAGAGCGAGAAGCUGGUGCAACGGUACCAGGGACGAAGAGAGAGUUCCACACAAAUCACCGACGGAACGUUCGCCACGAUGUCCGUCGAGACGUCCAACACCUUUUUCGACAGCAGCACGCAGACUGAACCGUCGCCGCUGUACGACAACAACCACUACCACGAGGAAUGCCUAAAAUGUAACAGCUGCGGUCUGAAUCUCACGGGACCCAAUCAGAAACGGGCUAGACGGUUCAAGAACCAAAUACUUUGCGAUCUUCACUUCGCUGACGUGGCGCUGAUGGAGUGCUCGGACUUCAUGCAGCAGUUGCGCAGCUUCAAGCCACAAAGUUUAGGCUGCGCAGUUGCCCGAAGGAAGUCGUCGACAACCUUGAUCUUCCCCCUGCCGCCGCAAGCUUGCUCAGACGAGUUUUGCAACGAGUUCCCGCACAACCUGGUACCGACGCCUGGCUACUGGAUCGAGUGCUCGAGACAGCAGAUCACGUCCGAUACGAUCUGGGACGAGAGCGAGAGCGGCGAGGCGACCGACACCGAGCUGGCCGAGGUUCAGCAGGAGUCGGACACCGACGAACUGCCGAGGAAGAAGACCACCAUCGAGGAACAAUGGGAGAAGAACCAAGGGUUCGAGCUGACCUCCGUCGAGCAGGAGACCUACGAGAAGUACUUCUACGGUACUGAACACUGGAACUACUUCACCAACGACGAAGACCUCGGCCCGGUGAUACUGAGCAUCAAGCAGGAGACGUUGAACGGCCGGGAACAGUUCAGAAUCCUCGUCCGGGCUAUCAGUUACACCGUCCACGGCCUGAUUCCAGCGAGCUGCGUGUUCGCCGACAGGUACAAUCGCGAGGAUGUGGUACGCAGCUUAGGCAAAGAGGUGAACGUGAAUCCGCCAUUAACGUUAGGUCAAUUGCCUGACACUCAGGACGAGCUGCUGAAGCUGGAUCAGGUGUUCAUAAAAUCGGAAUUGAAAGUCGGUGUGCUGUACGUUCAAGAGGACCAACGCACCGAGGAGGAGGUGUUGGACAACCACGAGAACUCGCCGCUGUUCGACGAGUUCCUGCAGAUACUCGGCGAUAAAAUACGGCUGAAAGGUUUCGACAAGUACAAGGGCGGCUUGGACACUGCACACGACCUCACCGGUUUGUACUCGGUGUACACGAAUUGGCGGGGCAUCGAGAUCAUGUACCACGUGUCCACGUUCCUGCCUAACGAGAAACACGACGUGCAAAGGGUGCAAAAGAAACGGCACAUCGGCAACGACAUAGUGUGCGUCGUGUUCCUGGAGGCGGACAAGACCUCGUUCAACCCGGCCUGCAUGAAGUCGCAUUUCCUCUACACGUUCAUUCUGGUCCGGGUCAGCCCGAGGAUAAAGCGAAAGGUCACCAGAUACGAGGUGUCGGUCGCCACGAGGGACGAGGUCGGGGCGUACAAGCCCUACCUCUGGGAGCAGAACGUUUUCAAAAAGGGUCCCAUGUUCCGCGAGUGGUUGCUCACGAAGAUCGUCAACGGAGAACGGGCGAGUUACUCCGCGCCAAAGUUCGCGAAGAUGCAGGAGAGAACCAGGACCCAGAUGUUGGAGGACAUCGUGGCCAAUCUGGCGAAUCACGCGGAAACUGGACAGCUGCCGAAACCAUACAGACGCGGUUCGUGGAGGCCGAUUGGCCACAUGAGACCGUCCUCGCCGCUUCUGGACUCCGUCAGGGAUCAAUUCGAGGAUCACGAUCAACUUGCCAAAGACUUCACCAGAGUGUUCCUCAACGGCCAGGAGAACACCGCGUUGAACACGAAUCUGUUCGACGUCUCUUUCUUGGUACACGGGCCGCAGAAGCAGAAAGUCAGAUUCUUUGGCGUCAGAGCGAUUCUGGCAGUGAGAAGCAGAGUGUUUCAAGAGAUGUUGUACGGAAUUCAAGCGGGUUUCGGUAGUCCGCAAGUGCCGGUGGCGGAGCUACUCGCCAGGCCGGUGCCCACCUUGCUGAGCCCGCAGAAGCCGCGAAGCUCCAACUUCCUUCAAGUCCCCGACGUCGAAAGUCCAAGACCUAAAAGCGUGCCCUCGUCGCCGAUGAUGAAGCGGGCGUUCUCGAGGCUCGGCACGAUCACCGCCGGCUGGGGACGAAGCAUCAAGAAACACGGGAGCGGGAACACGCUGCAAACGGAGGACCGGAAACGGUGGGCUAGCUCGCAGGAUUGCAGCAAUAAAGAGGCGAAGGAGAAGGAAAAAGCAGCGCAACAGUUGGCGGUGCCGAGACUCAGCGUGUGCGCCGACGCGCAGAAAGUCGACAGAGCGAAGCUCGCGCAGACGGAGUUCGACAUCAUCGAGUUCGACCCGAAGACGUUCAAGAUCCUGCUCAACUACCUGCAGACGGGCUCCUGUCCACUAACCUGCAGCAACAUCCCCGGUCUGAUCUGCGCAGCGGAGCACUACGACCUGCCGGAGCUUCUGCAGGCGUGUUUCCACCACGCGAAGCAGUUCCUGCGGAUCGAGAUCGUGUGCGUGAUGCUGUGCGCGUUGGAGAACUACUGUUGGCGGUACACGUCCGCCUCGGAGCUGGUCAACAUGAUACUCGCGUUCAUCGAGACCAGGGCUUACCAGCUGUUCCAGAAUCCGGACUUCCUCACGCUGAGCGAGUCGAUGGUGCAGAUGAUCAUGGGCAGGGGGCUCGAGGUCGGCGAGAUCAAGAAGUUCGAGGCGAUGCUCGAGUGGGCGAAGAACAGGAUCAAGGACAGGAAGUCGAGCAAGGUCGACCCGAAGGUCGAGUUCAAGUGCAUCAUGGAGAGGCUCAGCAGAGACCUGAAACUGCACAGGAUAACGCCUCAGGAGCUCAUUAGGAUCGUCUUGCCAUCGAAGGCCAUCAGAAACGAGAAGAUCCUGGAGACUCUGAUGUACCAGGCGAACUCUGGAAUUUACAGGAACGUGGACAGCUACUUGGAAGCUUACCAGAAGAAAGUGCAAAAUCAGGAGAGCUUCGACUGCGGCAUGUAAGAGGAGACUGUCGACAGUGUUGUAUCAGUUGUUUCCAUGAGUUCUCCCUCUCUCUUCGGCCGUCGCCUCUAGAAAAGGAGGAAGCAACUCGUACCUGAGGAGAGUAGAACCUGGAACCUUACCUACCGCCAAGUAUGGACGAUGUUGGCGUGCAAGAAGAGAGAAUGCACGUUUCGUUCAACUAUUCGCGGGAAAUUGUUCCUCAAUUGAUGUAUAUAUCGCGCGAUGAUGAAUGACUCAAUGAUUAAGCGCCGGUCGAUCAUUUCAAACGUAGGCAGAGUCACAGAGUGACAGAUGCGCGCGUGUCGAGGGAAAUCAUUUCAAAGAAUAAUUUCCAAAAGAAAUCAUUUUUUCUAUUGAAGAUGACAUUGGGGGAGACAGAAGUAGAAAUUGGCAGGUUUGAGAAGCUUGAAAGAAACAGAUGAGAAGAUUGAUUGGGAACGGGAGAGUGGAUUGCUAGUUUCAGUCGGUAUCGAUUAGUCGCGCGUUAGCAAGAGAAAAUGCACAAAUUUCAUACUGUACAAGAACAAAACGGAAUGUAACGAUGUUGAAAGUAGAUGUCGGUCGUUAUGUUUCUUUCUGAAAAGGAAGGAAGAAAAGAACAGAUGAAAGAGAGAUUAGCGACGAAGGCUGAUUAUGAGAUGAGAGAUUUGACGGCAACGCGAUGCCAAUUAUGACAAUCUGUACCAAAAAAAAGAGAAAUAUAAAGAGA